UUUGUUGUUUGGGAUCAUAAGAGCCUCGUUACUGUGCCAGAGAGGUAACCCUGCGCAACGUGUUUCGUGCAACGUGAAUGUGGAAACAACCCCCUUAAAUGUUGGCAGCGCCGCCACUGUUACUGAGCGACACAGCACAGGCAGGCAGAAAGAAGAAGCAGAGGCGAAGGCAGAGGCAAAGGCAAAGUUGUGGAGUAGUUGUUUGGAUGUGGACGGAACGGAAGACUGGCGGCAACUAACCAAAUACAUGCUGGCUGUGGCAUCAAAAGCAGUACAUUGACAGGAGCACCUUGGAGCGGAGAGGAUAGCAAGCGACCGAUAAGCGGGAGCGAUAGCCAGCGAGCAAACCAAGAAAGCCGGGCGCGGACCAGAAGCAGCAGCCCAGCCAACGUCCUGGGCGCAGCGAUACAACCAGCAAGCAUCAUUAGCAGCCAGGCAGAUCCAGCCAGGAUCCGCACACGAACACGCACACCAAGAUGUCCAACGGCAAAGCGACAGUGUCGUUCUUUGAGAACGGUAGCACCACACAGUUCGAGUACUGCUACCAAAUGUACCCGCAGGUGCUCAAGCUGAAGGCUGAGAAGCGCUCUAAGAAGCCACAGGAGCUAAUCCGACUGGAUCAGUGGUAUCAGAAUGAGCUGCCCAAGCUCAUCAAGGCGCGCGGCAAGGAUGCGCACAUGGUGUAUGACGAGCUGGUGCAGACCAUGAAGUGGAAGCAGACGCGCGGCAAGUUCUAUCCGCAGCUCUCCUAUCUCGUCAAGGUCAACACACCGCGUGCCGUCAUCGCGGAGACGAAGAAGGCCUUCCGCAAGCUGCCCAAUCUGGAGCAGGCGAUCACAGCUUUAUCGAACCUCAAGGGCGUAGGCACCACCAUGGCCUCUGCCCUGCUUGCGGCCGCCGCACCCGACUCAGCCCCCUUUAUGGCAGACGAGUGCCUAAUGGCCAUACCGGGAAUCGAGGGCAUUGACUAUACCACCAAGGAGUACCUCAACUUCGUCAACCACAUCCAGGCCACAGUGGAGCGCCUCAAUGCGGAGGUGGGCGGCGAGACGCCGCACUGGUCGCCGCAUCGCGUUGAGCUGGCCCUUUGGUCGCACUACGUGGCCAAUGACCUCAGUCCCGAGAUGCUUGACGAUAUGCCGCCGCCGGGAGCCGGUGCAGCAGCUGGCAAUGCCACCGGGACCGCCACACUCAGCACAAACGGCAGCAGCAGCAAGGUGCUCGACGGCGAUGACACCAACGACGGCGUGGCCGUCGAUCUGGACGACGAGAGCCUGGGUGCAGGUGGUCGCAACACUGCUACAGAAUCGGAGACGGAGAACGAGAAUACCAAUCCGGCUGCACUGACGCCACUGCAGGUGGGUGAGGCCAAGAGCCACAGCAACACCGGUGCUGUAGGUACCGCUCUGCAAGACGGCGACUCUAACUUCGUGUCGAAUGAUUCCACCUCCCAGGAGCCAAUUAUCGACGACAACGAUGGCACCACACAGACAACGGCCACUACAUCCACGGAGGAUGGUGAGCCGAUAGCCAUGGGCAUUGGCAUCGGCAUCGGCAUCGGAAUCGGCCUGGGAGGCACUCCCCUUGCCUCUGAUUCAGAGAGCAACUUGGAGGCGCCGCCGAAAGGCAACAGCCUGACCGACUUGACUCCUGCACAGCCCACAACCCAGAAUCCGAAUCCGACAGAGACAGAGACGCCGAGCCAGCCCCACAAUAACAACAAGCAGAUAACCAACAAUGGACAGGUGGCUCCUCCAGCAGCAGUAGCAGCACCAGCACCAGCAGCAGCAACAGCAUCAGCAGCGGGAACAGCUCCAGCAGCCACAUCACCACAGGCCGCAAAAAAAGCGGGAGCGACUGCCGCAGCCAAUGGUAAUGGCAAUGGCAACGGCGUCCUGGCCGACGAUGAGGAAGAUGAGGCAGAGGACGAAGAGGAGGAAGAGCUGGACGAGGAUGAAGAGAAUGAGGCGGAGCUUGAGGCAGACGAGAGCAACAGCAGCAACAGCAUCGCGAGGGAUAGCAAACUGCAACAGCUGGCGGCGAACAAAUCGGCAGAAACGGUGGCGUCAGCGGGAGCCGCCGAUCCGGCGCCAGCCAUUGGACAGAAGCGCACAGCCCUGCACUGUGAGAUGGAGCUGAAUAACGCCGGUGGAGGAGUGGGUGUCGGAGUCGGAGUCGGUGUUGGUGUUGGUGAGAAGUCGCCGGAGUUAAAGAAACUGCGCAGUGAAUGAGUCGGAGGCGAGGAUACGAAAACGGAUACGAAUACGGAAGCCGAAACGGUAACGGGAACGGGGAUCGGUUCGGUUUGGUUCGGCUCGCCGUGUAUCCGGUGGAAAGACAUAUGUAUGUAGUGCAGUUGAGUCGACAUAGAGACAUAGAGCAACAUUACCUACACUUUACCACAACAACAUUCAAGAAAUUCUACUAUUAAGCAACUAAUUAUACAUACAUAUAAUAUAUUAUAUAUAUAUAUACAACAUAUAACGAGACGCAAACACACCCCCCACACACACAACACAACAGAACACGACACAACAACACCCUCUCAUACACACAACGCCACAUAGAGAACAGAACAGUACAGAACAGACCAGAUCAAAGCAAAUGAGAAUAGAAGAUCCCGAUCCAGCAGGCAGAACCACAGAGACAUUUCAAUAGCAUAGGAAGAAAGGAAAGAAGGAUGGAAGGAAGCGCGCCAAGAUAUAGAAUUUGAAUCUGAAUCCGAAUCAGAGUCAGCAGGAGCAGGAGCAGAUACAGAAACAGAAGAAUCCGAUCACUAUACCAUGCAGAGAGUUCAGAAUGCAGCGCUAACGUAACGUAAUAUUAUAAUUAAAACGAAAAGCAAAUAACUAUAAAGACAAAAUCAGAUGCAAAUCGAUAUUUUUACACAGUCAAAAUGAACAUUUAAAUAUAAAGAAAUUUACAAAUGCCGCAGUUGCCCACUACAUACAAAUAUAAAAAACAAAAUAAAAAUAAAAACAAAAAACGACAAAAAAAAACAAACAAAAAAGAAUGAGAAAAUCUUAAACGGAUGGAAAAAAAGAAAACAAUAAUUAUAAUAAAAGCCGAACAUUAAUUUAUAUACCUAAGUAUUUAAAUUUAACAAUAAAUCAAAACUUGUCGCAUAUACAACAAACUCCCCUCCGCCCGCGCUCUCUCCCUCUCUCUCUAUCUCUCUCUCUCUCUCAGACGACACUCACAACACACAACACACACCACACACAACACACAACACACAUAACAAUCGGAAGAAACACAAGCAAAACAACAACUCAUUUCAACACUAAGAAAUUUUUGUGGUCGUAAUUGUAAUAAUAUAAUUUAUAUUUUAUGUGUACAACAUUUUUUUUUAAACUAUA
Molecule: messenger RNA, 3359 nt
Organism: Drosophila serrata
Lineage: Eukaryota; Metazoa; Arthropoda; Insecta; Diptera; Drosophilidae
Gene: Amun
Product: protein amun
Source: RefSeq, a predicted model, not a curated record